Messenger RNA from Camellia sinensis, 1065 nucleotides. Lineage: Eukaryota; Viridiplantae; Streptophyta; Magnoliopsida; Ericales; Theaceae. The record is from RefSeq and is a predicted model, not a curated record.
AUGAAGACCUUAUUUCAGUCCCAAGGUUUAUGGAAUUUGAUACAAAAUGGGUAUGAUGAACCCGAUUCAACAACUACAUUAACCUCAGCACAAGAGCAACAGCUAGAGGAAACCAGGAAAAAGGAAGCUAAAGCACUCUUCUUCAUCCAACAAGCACUCUCUGAUGAGUUGUUUCCAAGAAUCAUUGAAGCCAAGAAAUCAAACGAAGCAUGGGACAUUUUACAACAAGAAUUUCAAGGAGACAAAAAGGUAAGAAUCAUCAAACUCCCAACUCUUAGAAGGGAGUUAAAAUAUUUGAAGAUGAAAGAAUCUGAAACUUUAACUGAUUAUUUCUCUAAACUAAUGGAGAUUGUCAAUCAAAUGAAAUCAUAUGGUGAAAGAGUUGAACAAAAGAGAAUUGUUGAGAAAAUUCUGGUUAGUUUACCAGAAAAAUAUAACACAAUGGUGGGAAUAAUUGAAGAGACAAAGGAUAUCUCUGAAAUGAGUGUCCAAGAAUUGAUGGGUUCUUUGAAAGCUCAUGAACAAAGGUUAUUAAAACAAUUGGAGAAGCCUUUGGAGAGUGCAUUCCAAUCAAAAGUUAAUUUAAAUUCUAAAAGUCAUGGAGAAUCAUCAAACUUGGAGCAAAAUUUGCUAAAUGUUAGACAAUUUGUGGAACAUGGAUAUGCAGUCCAUUUUGAAGUUAACAGCUGCACCAUUCAUGAUAUAAAUGCAAAGCAAGUGGAAAGAAGAAGCAAAUUAGAUGAAACAAGUGAGAAAUGUAUCUUUGUGGGAUAUAACAACAAAUCCAAGGGCUAUCAAUUGUAUAGCUUGAAUAAAAAUCAGAUAAUAAUCAGCCGGGAUGUGUUAUUUGAUGAGAAUGCUUCAUGGAAUUGGGAAGAAGGUAAAAUUGAGAAGCAAUCUGUCCUAGUUGAUGAGGAGCAAGAAAAUUCAACACAUGAAUAUGAAAAUGAUGAAGAUUCACACCAAUUCUCACCAAGGACAGGUUCAUCAUCAUCUUCCAGCUCUUCUCCAAGUUCAAGCUCAAAUUCUACUUCAUCCUCACCUAGCUCAACUCCAAACAAUUAA